UGCAAUGUGCUCGGAUAAGUUGUGAAGUGAAUUUUUAGCUGUUUCCCUACAACUAGUUAAAGCAAUCCAUCUCCCCUACCCCUUAUUACAGAAAAUUAAUUGCUGUUGCCCGACCGGCCAUGUAAGUGAUUUGUGAAACGUGCUUCUUGUUUACUAUAUUGGUCCACAGUUGUUUACUAAUUAUAAGGUCAUUUACUAAUUAUAAGUGUUUCUCUUUCAGUUGGUCUCAGAAGUCUAAGAUUGAGCGGAAGAAAGAAGCAGAUAUGUACACAGCUGCCGCCACUACCACCACCACUACCAUUGCUCCUACUAACACCAAUACCACUCCUACCACAGUUGCAUCCAGUACUACCACCACAACCACCACAGUUGCAAACAUUGACCCGCAAUCUUUUACAGGAAUAACUCUGGAUUUGAUCCUCAAACGUUUCAUGGAAUGUGAAGAUUUCCUCACCUCUGAUCAUAAAGACUGGAACACCAUUUCUCGCAUGGUUCCACAUACGACACCUCUUCAAUGUGCCCACCGUUUUGAAGAACUUCUCGUUAAGGACCGACACAUGAAUCCAAAUAACUACCCUUCUGAAGGUUUGAAUCAUCAACAGUUGCCCCCACAAGAAAUUCAAGGGUCAAGCAUUGACCCCCUCCUCACCAAAAAAGCCCCAAUUGGACAUCCAAAAUCCAAAGGUUUUAAAGAUAAAGAACAUCAUACAGAGAAGCCCACAUUCAUCCCAGAAGACAUAACAGAAAAAGUGUCAAUGAUGAUAAUCAGAGUUUAUGAUGAAGCUAAAGAUGUUGAACAGCAUUUCCAGUGUCCCCGCAAUAUUUUGAUUGAAGAAAUGAAAUACUUCAAAGAAUAUCUGUCAGCAGACCCCCAACAACUGAGAGAAGAUUUUGAUAUUUCAGUCCAUUGUGAUAUUCAGAUUUUCGAUUGGUUGAUCAGAUAUGCCAAGAGGAACCUAACGAAUGCGGAGCCAGUUUUGGAUAUCGAUUCCAACAAUAUCAUUUCUUUGUUGAUUUCUUCUGAUUUCCUCAAGAUGGACAGUUUGGUCCAGAAAUGUAUCUCCUAUAUCCAUGACAACCUCUCAGACAUCCUACGUGCUCCUAGCAACAUGAACUGCAUCAACGAUAAAUUAGUAACAAGGAUUGCUGAGCUUUUUAACCACAAUGAAAUUGAGGACAUCAAAGACAAAAAAGAUAAAUUUAAAAGCAAAUUGUUUUCAAAAAAGAUUGAAAGACUCUUUGAUUCUUCUCCAAAUUUGAAACCAAACCCUGAUUCCCCAGGCAGUGGCGUUUACUUAUUUAGGUGCUGCUAUUGUCAGAAAAUUCUUCUUCCGAAAUAUUCCCAGCGAAUAAGAUGUGCCCCAAGCAGGUUGUCUGUGAAUGAAACUGGUGAACUUGUAUAUAACCAUGAUACCGAUAUGACCUUUGACAUCAAUGAGUUCAUCGUGACAUUGAAGUCACAAAUGGUGACCUGGCGAAAUGUUUACUGGAGACUGUGGGGCUUGGUCAAUUACCUCCACUGCACAUGGUGCAAUGAGAUGUUUUCAUGUGCUCAGUUUGGUCACUGUCUUUAUCAUCCUGAGGAACCACAAUUUCAGACUGCCGCCGGCAGGGAUGGCGAAACUGUGUCUUCGAAGCUGGUCUCACCAAUUGGACAUUACCCUUGCUGCAACCAAACUGUGUGCCGAUUUGACCCUGCAAACUUAAAUCUGGGCUGCCAAGCAAGGGACCACAUUGUGAAACCCCUGGUAAACAAGGAGGACAGCACCAAGGACACCUCAGAAGAAACAUGUAAUUUAUUCAAAGAUUUGAUUGCACAUCGGGACAUCAUUAGUAUUUCUUAUAACAACACAAAUGACUUUUAUUUAAACAAUGAAGUGGAUGUGUUUUCAAAUGAAAAUAACUUCAAGCAGACUUUUCCUACAUUUAGUGGAACAUUCCAGCAACCAAAUUCCUCAGAAGAUGACACAAAGUCAGGGAAGCCAAGACCAGUCAGCAGACAAAGACAGCAGCAGCAACCACAACAGCAAUCACAACAGCAGCAGCAGCUGCAGCAAGCAAUGGAGAGGUGGGAGUCAUCUGAUCUGGAGGGUCCACAAUACAGCCAGGAUGAAAGUGAUGAUGAGAUUGGAGACAAUGAAGUGAUGAAAGCACCAAGAACUCAUGUGAAGAAGAACCAGGUCAACCAUACUCAAAACCUUUUGUUUGAUGCUCCAGAAUUUCAACCGACUCAAAAGUCUUUGUGGAACACACAGCGAUCUGUACGACAUAACCAAGAUGCUCAAAGACAGGAAGAUCAACGGCGGAUGAAGGAGAUGAUAAUGUAUUUGACAAAACUGAGAUUGGACACAGAGAAAGUUGAGAAACCAAAGAAAGAGUAUCCAGCAGGCAGCUUCAGCCGAAUUGAAGGUCAAUGGAGAAAUCACAUAUUACCAAACAUGAAGAAUUUAAACCAGCCAUUUGCAAGAGCCAAAUUUCGUUUUGGACCCAUCAAGUGAAUCUGGAACAGGGAUGAAGAAGAAACUCAUUUAUCAUCUAAAGUAACUAAUUACGUGCUGGAUUAAGGAUUAACAAUUGUCUGUUCUGGGCUGAUUCUAGAUUUCUAGUCUUACAGGCAAAUUGGGCUCACAUUUACUUGUGCCUUCUCUGCGGUAAAUGCUGUAGCAAAGAGUUUGUGUACAACAUCAAUGUUGGCAGGGUUUAACAAAUUGUCAACUCAUAUAUUCUUUUAGGCACAUUGGUGGAAGAAAACACCUCCUUCUUGCAAUACAUUUGGUGACAAAAAAAAAAAA
Octopus sinensis (East Asian common octopus) is the source of this 2792-nucleotide messenger RNA. RefSeq lists its product as uncharacterized. NCBI's taxonomy places the organism in Eukaryota, Metazoa, Mollusca, Cephalopoda, Octopoda, Octopodidae. The record is from RefSeq and is a predicted model, not a curated record. The transcript has 21 exons. The coding region runs from base 264 to 2498 and encodes 744 amino acids.